Molecule: messenger RNA, 657 nt
Organism: Chaetomium strumarium
Lineage: Eukaryota; Fungi; Ascomycota; Sordariomycetes; Sordariales; Chaetomiaceae
Exons: 2
Coding region: 192-503 (103 amino acids)
Source: RefSeq, a predicted model, not a curated record
CUCCGUGGUGCGUCAUCAAUUGACUGCUUACUUUCGUCUGCAGUAUUCAAAAAGGUUCUGACCGUCUUGCUUCCCAGCUACCACAGGAUCCGAGAUCACAAUAUUAAACACUAGCCAGAGUCAAAACUUCCUAGAUCCAAAACUGCCCAAGUGUCAAUUCAAACCAAUUCACACAGUAAAAACAGCCCAACAUGUCGAAGGCAGCCCCAUACCAGCAGGACGACAAGCUCGGCGCCGAGCUGGACAAGAAUGCUCCCGAGGGCCAGGUCUACGACCCGUCCUACAAAACUGGCAAGAACGAGCCCGUCCCCGUCAUCGACGACGAAGCCCAGGUCGAGGACCCCAUGAAGCCGGGCAAGGCUGAUUCGGAUAAGCAGCUUGAGCAAGAUGAGCGCGAGGCGAUUGACAAGGGCAACAUCAUGAAGGACAGGAUGCGCCAUGCCACCAAGCCGAAGGGCACUUAUGCUGAGCCAUCGGAUGAGCAGAUGGGGCUGAUGGAGUGAACAAAUGUGAAGCUACGAAGGUUCAUGGCGUUGGCUUGCGUUGACUUUGUGAUUGCGUGCUAUUACCGGCCUGAGCAGAUCACUGGGUAUGUUGUAUUAUUAGACAGUGGUUCAAGCGACAGUUCAUUAGUCAAAAUUCUCCCAGUAACCAUCG